Molecule: messenger RNA, 1353 nt
Organism: Marasmius oreades (fairy-ring Marasmius)
Lineage: Eukaryota; Fungi; Basidiomycota; Agaricomycetes; Agaricales; Marasmiaceae
Exons: 6
Coding region: 1-1353 (450 amino acids)
Biological process (GO): transmembrane transport
Cellular component (GO): fungal-type vacuole membrane
Molecular function (GO): transmembrane transporter activity
Source: RefSeq, a predicted model, not a curated record
AUGCCGACCAUAUCAGGGGAGACUGAGCUGUCAAGUUGGGGAAGCAUUCAAGGGACCCAGAGAGGACAGGAAGAUGCCAGUGAACCACCAACAACUCAAAACGUUGAGGAUGAAAGAUCAGCCCCGUCGCUCAUAGGAAUGAAUACGACGUUCGGUGUCUUCCAAGAGUUUUAUUCCUCAUCGCAAACGAACAUCCCUGAUGCCAAGGGACAAGACGCGCUAGUCUCCCUUGUAGGCACGAUUGGAGGCGGACUGACUUGGAGUGGGAGUAUUUUUGUUAAUCCGCUGAUGGCGAGAGUCGAGAAUGUGAAGCUCGUAGUGUUGUGCGGAGCAUUUACGAUGAGUCUUGGGCUAGCGCUAGAAAGCUUUUCGACCCGGCUCUGGCAUCUCUUCCUCACUCAAGGUCUUCUCUACGGUCUCGGAUCAUCAAUGUUCUACUUCCCGAUCAUCGCAAUCGCACCGACGUACUUUGACCGCCACCGCGGUUUCGCUAUGGGAUUAAUCCUUGCUGGUAGCGGGAUUGGUGGACUUGUGCUGGCACCCGUGCAACAAUAUUUAAUGGAUCGAUAUGACGUGCAAUGGACGCUGAGAAUUCUGGGAUUGUGGAAUUUCGCCAUUGGGAUACCAGUGUCGAUGGUAGUUCAACAUAGGCAAGGCUUUGGAUUUGAACGUGGAGCUCCAAGGACGAGAACGAGGUUGGCAGGGACGACGGCGAGAAGGGGUACAUUUUGGUAUCAGGCGAUUGGUGCUUUUCUCCAAGCUGGAGGGAACAUCGUGCCGUUGUACUACAUGACAUCCUACUCCGUGUCCGUUCUUUCACUGUCAAGGUCAACGGGGAGUCUGUAUCUAAGUAUCAACAGCGGCGUGAACAGCAUUUCACGAAUUGCGAUGGGUGUUCUUGCAGACUAUAUUGGUCGGCAAAACACACUGAUUGGUGGUGUCGUUCUGUCUGCCCUCUCCGUCUUCGCGUUGUGGUAUGACGCUGCAAAAAACCGCUUCAUAUGUUUUGUAAUCCUCUAUGGGGUCUAUGCAGGCGGGUACAACGCUCUCCUUCCUACUACAAUCACGGAGAUUUACGGUGUCGAGAACUACGCGAGUGUAAACGGUGCAUUACUAUUCAUACGAGGGCUCGGAUCGAUAUUCGGUGCACCUCUCGCUGGUCUCAUUCUGGGUAGUCAUACCAGAACUGGUUUCGAGAAUCCAAUGGCUCUAGGGAAUGCGAAGGUGUUGCAGAAGAAGUAUAAUCAAGUUGUUGUGUAUGAUGGUGUGCUUUUGAUAGCUUCUGCUUUAUGCGUCGUAUACGUACGGUGGCUCGACGCUAGAGACAAGGGCAGGUGGAAGUGGAAAGCUUAA